AACCCCCUCCCCCCACCCCCAACCCUAUCUCUUUGCUCCCUGUUCCUUUCCAAAUCUUUUGAAGAGCUUAUUAUUUAUAAGCUCCUGCGUAGGAUUUGCUGCCACCUCCACAUCGCUAUUUGUUCCUCUUGCGAUCAGGACCGAUGGGAGGCUGUGCUAGCAAACCCAAGGACGUGAAUUUCAGUCGGGAGCCGCUGCCGGUUGAUAAUUCAACCAGCGGUGAACCCACUUUGAAGGGUGUCCAAGGCGAGGCAGCUGCACAUGAGAACAAUAAUGGAGGCGAGGGUCAAAAGGAGGAAGAACCAUUGGUGGAUCUUUCGGAGCCAAAUCCAGAGGCCCCCAAAUCAGAUAAAGAUGCUCCUGAAUCGAAUACUGCUAUCACAGACCUAGUUUCUGGAAUUGGGGAGGCAUCAGAUGUGAACCAUGAGGUUGCCAAGGAAACUGAGGACAUUGUUGGGUCUGGGGCUGGUAACAGUACCACGGAGCAAACGAAGGAUGAUGAUGGGCCAGAAGUGGCUGCAGGGCCUGCGGGGCAAAUAGCUAUUGAGUCACACAAAUCAGAUGAUGCCGGCCAGGAGCAAUUGACAACACCUGAAACCCCUGACAAGAAAGAUUGACUCGCCUCUCUUGUCUCUCAUUAAAAGCCCCAAAUGAUCAAGAAAUUUGCAUAUAGAUGGGCAUACUCCUGUACUCAUAAUGGUUCUGAAUGGUUCACAUAUUUUAAGGCUCGUGUAGAAAGAACCACACAUGAAAAAAAUUUCAACUUUAUCUAUCAUAUAUAUAUAUAUAUGGUGAUCUGUAUUGGUGUAUUCUAAUUGAUCUGUUUCACAGGUAAUGAUCGCUCUUAUUUCAUGGGUUUGAUAGUUA
This is a messenger RNA of Macadamia integrifolia, 867 nucleotides long. RefSeq lists its product as uncharacterized. The record is from RefSeq and is a predicted model, not a curated record. The transcript is spliced from 2 exons. Lineage: Eukaryota; Viridiplantae; Streptophyta; Magnoliopsida; Proteales; Proteaceae. Bases 144 to 617 code for a protein of 157 amino acids.